AAAACUUUGUUGUAGUUAAUAUGUAACCAGAAGAACAUACUUGUACUUUGUUUCCCCAAAUAACAGAAGCAGUUUACAGAACUCAUCUGGAUCGAGCCGAAAGGUUCAGAGUUCAAACCUUUCCGAGCUCCAGCUAUGGGAACCCACAAACUGGAAAUGCCGUUUAUUUUCUUCCUAACCUGCUUGUGCUACCUGGCUCCUGUCCAUCAAGCAGCGCCUCCAAACGUCACCAUCUCCGAUCUUUCCUACAAGAACAUGGACUUCGCCAUGAACCUUUACAGAAAAAUAUCCAGCCACCACGACAAGAACGUCUUCUUCUCUCCUCUGAGCAUCUCCACCAGUUUCGCCGCCCUGCUGAUGGCGUCUGGCGGCGUGACGCACCAGGAGAUCCUCAGGGUACUGAACUUGGAGCAGUUGGAGUCGGCCGCCCAGCCGCAGCUCAUCCCGAGGCUUUUCCAGCUCCUUCAGGAGAACAUCGCGCAGAACGGCUCUCUGAAACUGGACCAAAACAUGGCGCUUUUUGUCCGUCAGCAGGUGGAGGUCCGGAAUGUGUUUGAGGACAAUUUAAGGACGUUUUUCCACGCCGACGUUAAAAGCGUGGACUUUGCGGACACGAAAGGGAGCGUCAGUUACGUAAACGAAUACAUCAGGCAGAAGACGCAGGAUAAAAUUACCGAAAUGAUUUCCUCACUUGAUGAAACGACUCAGCUGCUGCUGAUCAACAGCAUUUUCUUCCGAGGUGCCUGGCAGUCGCCUUUUAACUCCGAUUUGACCAGAGACGCUCCCUUUUACAUCGAUAAUUACAAUAUACUGCAAGUUCCCAUGAUGGUUAAAGAGGACAAGUUCUACACUGCGGAGGAUAUUCCCCUGGGAGCCAGACUGCUGAAGCUGCCAUACCAGCAAGGCGUCUCCAUGCUUAUCCUGCUGCCAAACAAGGGUAUCGAUUACACUGUGAUUGAUGAUGAGAUCAGUGCCGAGAAGUUCCUGAGCUGGGUCAAAGACCUCCGCAAAACGAGACUGGAAGUCAACAUGCCAAAAUUCAAGAUGGCGGAGGAAUAUUCCCUCCAGCAUCUUCUUCCAGAUAUGGGCAUGACUAACCUGUUCGGUAGUUCAGCGAACCUUACACACCUCAGCAUGGAACCAGGCCUCAAAAUCUCAGAGGUGCUGCACAAAGCUGUGGUUGAGGUUGACGAGACGGGAACGACCGCGGCGGCUAGCACCACAAUCGGCAUCAUUCCCUACUCUCUGCCCAGGAUGUUCGUCAUCAACAGGCCGUUCUUCUUCUUCAUAUACCACGAAGUCACUAACUGCCUCUUGUUCAUGGGGAGAGUUAUUAACCCCUCCAGCAACUAGUUACUGCACUGUUUAAGCUCUGGAGAAGCCAGUUGAUGUAUUUUCUUUAAAACAACAUCAAUUGAUUGUGCUUUACAGGGUUUCAGUAAGUUUUUAUGUCAAACUUAGUUAAUCAAAUAUAGCCUAUUGAACUUAAAUCAGUAUUUUCCAUGAUUGUCUGACUUUAACACCUCUUUACAGCUACCAACAGAAGGUUUUGGUGAACUUUUAAGAUCCCAUUUUUAAGCCAAACCUAAUUAAAAACAUUCCCAUAACAAAUUAAGUAAUGGAUGAGAUAGUUUACAUUUUAGAGGUCAGCGGUCACUUCACUAAACAAGUUUUCACAGGAAUUAUGGACCACAACCGACUGAAUAGCUAAAAUCCACAAAUACUUGAGGGCUACUUCUAAAAAAAAAAAAAAGAAGAAACGUUUGUAACUUCAACUCAUAACCAAAUAUGCAUUAAUACACACAGUUUCACAUAAAAAUUAAUAAAAAGGGGGAUUUUUUGCGAAUAAUUUGUAGUCAUGUUCCGAAUUGUUAAUUAGAUAAGAAUUUUCUUUUUGCAAAUAAAUUGAAGUCAUGUUCCACUUAAAAAUAUGUAACCAUGAAGAAUUUUUUGUGAAUAAUUUGGAGUCUUGUUCCACUGAAAGAUUCACAAACAGGUUAUUCUGUAAAUACUGAACUGCAAGCAUGCCUGGCUUCACUGCCUCUAAAACAUUUUUUUUGUAUACAGUUAAGCCCCAAAUUGUUUAUGCACAAGACAGAUUUAGGUUUAAAGUAAUCUUUUAUUUGGACUUUACUCUGGUAGAAAAUUAACACAUGUGAUUGGGGUUAUGGCAGUGAGGCUCUCCAAUCUCAUAGACUUUGAGCUGAUCACCAAGGAUAAAUUGUGAAAAUACCAGUUAAAACUUUGCAAAAAUUGGUCAUCAAUUAUAAGAAGGGACUGAUUGUUGUAAAGUCAAUAAAGGGUUUUCCAUUAAUUACUGAAAAGGGUAUAAAUAAUUUUAAAAAUGCCGUUUUUUAAAAGUAUUACUCAUUUUACUUUGUUUUAUUAUCUUUUGAAAGAUUGUCUCCUAUUAUCUAGAACUGGAAAUAGCAUUUUUGGUUUCAAUAAAACAAUUUUAACUGUU
Molecule: messenger RNA, 2464 nt
Organism: Xiphophorus hellerii (green swordtail)
Lineage: Eukaryota; Metazoa; Chordata; Actinopteri; Cyprinodontiformes; Poeciliidae
Gene: serpina10b
Product: serpin peptidase inhibitor, clade A (alpha-1 antiproteinase, antitrypsin), member 10b
Exons: 5
Coding region: 136-1353 (405 amino acids)
Biological process (GO): blood coagulation
Molecular function (GO): serine-type endopeptidase inhibitor activity
Source: RefSeq, a predicted model, not a curated record